Thunnus maccoyii (southern bluefin tuna) is the source of this 5449-nucleotide messenger RNA. It is a transcript of the gene chsy3, whose product is annotated as chondroitin sulfate synthase 3. Gene Ontology annotation, molecular function: glucuronosyl-N-acetylgalactosaminyl-proteoglycan 4-beta-N-acetylgalactosaminyltransferase activity. The record is from RefSeq and is a predicted model, not a curated record. Bases 590 to 3022 code for a protein of 810 amino acids. Gene Ontology annotation, cellular component: Golgi cisterna membrane. NCBI's taxonomy places the organism in Eukaryota, Metazoa, Chordata, Actinopteri, Scombriformes, Scombridae. The transcript is spliced from 3 exons.
GAAGUCUUGUUGUUCUUGAUAACGGGCACCGACACAACACGAUGACAAGUUACCUGUUCCAGACAUGGAGAGAAAUCAUGAAGCCGUAGUAAAGUCGACAUAAAACAAUCGUCUAACAGUUGGCGGGGAGUCGGGAGCGGGUUAAAGUGAGCUGCACGUGACUGCUGCUGGACGACGACGUGUUUGUGAUAUUGUUAGACUAGCUAAUCCUAGAGAGGCACAGUGCUAACAAAUAGCCCUAAGACUGCAGGGAACAGCCUAAUAAAAAGCCAACAGGACACUUCCCGAGACACCAGAAAGAUUCAACGCGACCUUCAGUCGAAAUGGGUCUGUGGACAAUUUCAAAUGGGACAAGCGAGCUUUGAGGAUGGUACUGACUAUUCUGAAGGGAAAAUGUCUUUUUAGCCCCUUGAACUAUGCUAGCAGAGAUGGAAAGUGUAUUUUUCCACAUCUGGUAGGACACCAAUAAUGCUCUACAGAGAUGUUGGAUGCCCAUACACGUCAGCACCUCCGCAGACAACGGCAGCAUUCAUACAUUUACACUCCAUUCACCGCAGAGCUAAACUCUUCGUAGGGUAUUUAAACAGCCAUGGCUCUGAAAUCAAGGAGACCGUGGACGACCGUGAUUUUCGGCGUCUUUCUCGGAUUCACCGCGUCCUCUUGGCUUAUUGUACCCCAGGUUCUGGAAAGUAAAAGGAAGAAAUCUCCCGUGUGUACGUACUACAGUGACUCCGCCGUCGGCAGAGUGCCUGACAUUCUCGGGAGUACCGCGGCUAUCAAGCACCGGGACAGCCCGCAGCGCAGUCAGGAGGAGGACAGGAUAUUCGGUGCGGGGAACAGUAGCGGGGAUAACGGCAGACCCAUAACACGGCCCAAGCAUUUCCUCUAUGUCGGAGUGAUGACAGCUAAAAAGUAUCUGGGGACUCGUGCCGUGGCCGCGUACAACACCUGGGCGCAUUCAGUGCCCGGAAAGGUGGAGUUCUUCUCUAGCUCUGGGUCCGGCACCGUCCACGUGCCCGUCCCCGUCCCUGUGGUGUCGCUGGCAGGUGUGGACGACUCCUACCCGCCACAGAAGAAGUCAUUCAUGAUGCUGAAGUACAUCCACGACCACUACCUGGAUAAAUAUGAGUGGUUCAUGCGGGCAGAUGACGAUGUUUAUAUAAGAGGUGAGAAGCUGGAGUUGUUCCUGCGGUCACUGAACAGCAGUAAGCCUCUUUACCUCGGCCAGACAGGCCUCGGCACAGCGGAGGAGUUGGGCAGGCUGGCUCUAGAACCUGGAGAGAACUUCUGCAUGGGUGGCCCAGGGAUGAUCUUCAGCAGAGAGGUGCUACGCAGGAUGGUGCCUCACAUCAGUACCUGUCUUAAGGAGAUGUACACCACCCAUGAGGAUGUGGAAGUGGGCCGCUGUGUGCGGCGUUUUGGAGGAACACAGUGUGUGUGGUCAUAUGAGAUGCAGCAGCUCUUCUAUGAGAACUAUGAACAAAACAAGAAAGGUUUCAUUGAAGAACUGCACAGUAGCAAGAUCCACAACGCCAUUACACUCCACCCUAACAAAAGGCCUGCCUACCAGUACCGACUCCACAACUUCAUGCUGAGCCGUGAGAUCUCAAGGCUGCGUUACCACACCAUUAUGCUCCACCGCGAAGGCCUGACUAUGACUCACCUCAGUGACACAGAAGUGCUGUGGGAGGACCAACAGCUUGGAGCCCCACCCUCCUACAUGCGCUAUCAGCCCAGUGAGAGAAAUGAUGUCAUUGAGUGGGAUUUCCUGACUGGCCGCCAUAUUUAUUCUGCUGUUGAGAACAAGAUGGCCCGACAAAACCUUGGGAACUCACUGCGGACUGCACUAGAAGACAUUAUACUCCAGGUCAUGGAAAUGAUUAAUGAAAAUUCUAAAACACGUGGCCGUGUGAUUGACUUUAAAGAGAUUCAGUAUGGCUACUACAGAGUGGAUCCAAUGCAUGGAGCAGAGUACAUCUUGGACUUACUGCUUCUGUACAAGAAACAUAAGGGACGCAAAAUAACAGUGCCUGUGAGGCGGCAUGCUUACCUUCAGCAGUCCUUUAGCCGACCCUUCUUUACUGAAACUGAAGAGUUAGAUGUGGCUGAACUCGUGGCUGCCAUCAACUCUGAAUCCCAAUCCCUGUCUUUCCUAUCCAACUCUCUGAAGUUCUUGUCACCUUUCCAGUUCUAUGAGUCAACCAGGGAAAUGUGGGAGCAAAGCCAGAGGAAGGUCAACAUCCUCGUCCCACUGUCUGGUCGCUAUGACAUCUUUGUCCGCUUUAUGGAGAACUUUGAGAAAGUGUGUUUGAUACCCAAACAAAAUGUUAAGCUUUCCGUCAUUCUAGUGGACAAUGAAAAUAGUCUGAACAGAGGAAAACACAUUCAGUUAAUCAAAGACUAUAACAAGAAGUAUCCCAAAGCUGAUCUGUCUGUGAUUCCUAUGACAGGCAACUUUUCACGAGGGCUUGCUCUGGAGCUGGGCUCCUCACAGCUUGAUAAUGACACUCUACUCUUCUUCUGUGAUGUUGAUCUUAUCUUUAAUGGCGAUGCCUUGCAACGCUGCAGAGACAAUGCUGUGCAAGGGCAACAGGUCUAUUUCCCUGUUGUCUUUAGUCAGUACAACCCCAAGAUAGUGUAUGCUGAGAAGGCCCCAAGAGAAAACCAAUUUGUGCUCACCAAGAAAGGUGGUUUCUGGCGAGAUUAUGGCUUUGGAAUCACUUGUGUUUUCAAGAGUGAUCUGUUAAAAGCCGGAGGAUUUGACACCUCAAUCCUAGGCUGGGGAUUGGAAGACGUAGACUUGUUCACAAAAGUUAUUAAUUCUGGUUUAAAAGUAUUACGCAGUCAAGAACCCGGGAUUGUUCACAUUUAUCACCCUGUCCACUGCAACUCUAGUCUUGAGCAGAAGCAACACAAAAUGUGCCUUGGGUCAAGAGCAAGUACGUAUGCAUCGUCAAUGCAGUUAGCAGAGCUGUGGCUGGAAAAACACAUAGAGGUAGGGUAUAACAGAACUUCAUCCUGACACUCUAGUCCAUCUGGACUCCUCCAUGCAAGUUUACCUCAGUUCUGCUUGAAUGCAGACCGAAAUGGACUGUGUGUGUGUGUAUGUGUGUGUGUGUUGUAGUGUGACUGUUGAUUAGACGUCGUCUUUGGCUGGAAAAUUUGACCCAGAAAGGACCCAAAACUAUCCUCUCCAAAAGAGAGAUGGACUCAACCAAUUAGAACCACAAGGAGCUAAACCUGAACUGACCUGACAGCAGGUAGACCCAACCUGGAAGGGAUCCAGAGGAAAUGGUACAAGACCGGAACAGAGUCGAGGAUUUCUGCACCUAAUUUGAUGGAAGUCUGUUUCAAACAAAGUAUCUGCUACCUUAUCCAUUUCCAAACCAGCUGAAAAUUGAAACUGGUUGAAUUCAAAUGGCUGUUAAUUGGUACAUUGAACAUUGUACAGUUCACUUCAUUGAUUUAUUAUUUUCUGUGCCAGUGAUACAAAUAUAGAGUGCACACGCAUGUGGGUGUUGGGGGUAGCUGGUUUUAAUCUUUAGGCCUACAGUUAGGCUUAACUCUUAACGCUCUACCAUUUUUAGACAUGUAUAAAUGGCAAAGGCUACUUUGAGGAGUCCCAACUCAAGUUUAAAAAAUGACCCAAAGUACAAGCUAAAUCACCCAAAGUACCUGAUGGGUGAUUUCAAGUAAUAUGUUAUCGUGGCAGGAAAUUAAAUCAAGGGAAAAAAAUAUACAUUAUAGUUGAAUCAUAAGGAUGUUAAAGGUUACACAAAGUGCUUUAAUGUGUUGCAGGUUUCAGUGUGCAGGAGAACCAUGGCCUGCAACUCAGUCAAUCAGUAAAUUGAAUAUUGUGUUACUCUGCUCUUCGUGACUGAAGUGAUUGUGGUGAUAUGGAUAGCUGCUGUACCUUGAGCAGCAUCAUCUGCUGCGUAACACAAUCCGUAUGUGUGUGUUUAAGUUUAUGUGUGUGAGAGAGAGAGAGAGAGUUGGCCUGCUUUAAUUCGUUACCUUGAACUACCUUAAUCUUCCAGUCAAUUUUUAGAAAUUCCCUCCUACAGAUCUGGAGCCAAGGCUGAAAUAUGGUGGCCAUCAUUUGUUUACCUUGCUGUUAUUAAUGCCAAACCAUGGUGAUUCAGUGGUUUACUGUCCUCCUGAGUGUGUUUCCUACCAUUGAUGUAAAUGUAAUUCUAGAGGACAGCUAAUCGAAUGUUUUCAAGGUGAAUGGCAGUUAUCAUGAUCUCAGUAUUUGCCUAAAAAGUUGUCAGAUUUAAGCAAAUGCCUAAAUCCUGGUAUAGGCAUAAAUCUAGUUUGUCAACCUAAUUUUAUUUUAUAAAUGUAGAUGCAUCAAGCUUAAAACUGGGAUAAAUUUGUUUACAAAGGUAACUAUUAUACACUGACAGAAUUCAUUGACUGUAUUUCAGUGUGUAGUUAUAGGACCUUCUUCACAUUGACAUAUAAUAUUUAAAAUGCUGUUGAAACAGCGGUUAUAUGUAACCUAGACGCCUAAAAAACUUAUUAUUCAAUCAGUUGACAAAGUUUUAACAUGGAUGUCUAGAUGUUACCGGCCUGCAAAUCAUAAGAUCACUGGUGAGUCACUUGGGAGACUGAACUGCUGUCUGUGACUGCACAUUUUAUACAGUUAUAAGUAAUGUGCAGUCUAGUUUACUCUGAGAUAAGUGUGUGGGUCUAGUCUCUCAAUCUGGUCAGCCAAUUAUGGUGAAAGGAAAUGUAGUUUGGCCAAUCAGAUAUUAAGGGUGGGCAGCACCACCUCGAGCCACGGUUUGACUCCACCACUACUCACUACUAUCUAAUAAAAGCAAAAAUGCCAGCAAGAUCAUUUUACAAACAAAAAGAAGAAAAAAGAGUGCACUCAUUUGUAUAAAUCUAUUCUAUUCUAUAUAUAGUAAAAUCUUCUGUCUGGGCCGAUGUAGCUGCCAGGCCAAAAUGCAUUCUUAAGAUUUACACACUGUACUUAUGAGGUGUUGUCUGACCACUUUAAAGACAAAGGUGUUUACAGCUCUUCUGAAAAGCCUGCUGUCUUAGAGAGGGGCAGCACACUAUGAACUGUACAAAUGGGGUUAACAACACAGAAAGUAAUGGAGAUCUUCAGAGAGAGGUUAAAUCCUGCCUACUUUCUCAACUCUGCGCUCCUGGCCAGUUGCUGUGUGAGGUGGGUGUGAUGUCAGACGGUUGAGUUGGAAAGAAACAAAAAAAAUUCCAGUGUUGGAAGAUAGGCUUUUAGAUGUUUGAUGAUCUGACAAACCUUCAUUUAAAGCAUACAGACAACAUUAAAGUCACAGGUACAGUCAGAUUAUCUGUUCCACGAUGAAGUCUCAGUCAAGCCAGUAGUUGAAUUUUGACUAAAAGUGCAGCACAUGCUCAUGUAAUCAGACUGUUGGGUCAUCUCUGUUCCUGUCAGGAAGAUCCGACACCUGCAGUGAUU